AAUUAUUCCAACAUAUUCGUUAAUGAAAGCAAGAGACUUCAUAGAAAUUUCUAACAGAGAGGAAGAACGCUUCAGGAAAACUACCAGACCUUGUCCUCUUCCCCCAAGCAUCAUUGAGCAAAAAGUUGAGCGCUUGACUCCUCAAAAAUACCAGUACUACGAUGGGAACUCAGCUGUCGUCGGAAGUCCGUUUAAUGAAACUGGAAGUCGCAACAAUGAUUUCACAUCUAAAAGCUUUGUGUCCAAUUCUAUUUUCUACGAACACCACAAGCCAGGCUAUGCAACUAGCGACAUGUACCUGACCAUGAGCAACUUGCACCAGAGCAGGUCUGUGGAGAGGCAGAGUCCUGGGAAGCAGCUGAGAAGAGAGGGAGGCACUCCUACAAAGAUAGAAUCGUUUAGGCCCAAGUCAAAGGUAAACACCAACAUGACAACCAUGAAAAAUGACUUUGUUGGAAAUAUCCAUGACAUUUAUAAAGUAAAGCUAGGAAAAACCCUCAAACAUUAUCUCGAUGAUGACUCUCAAUUGAAAUGAGGGAGAAAGAGAGUAAAAGAUAAUAAAGAGACCUUAAAUAUAUUCACAACUCAAAGCCCUCAAAUCUUGCCAAAUAAAAAUAAAUCCAGAAAUCAUGUUAUGGAGAGAUGAGUCACGGCACCAACACUCGGAAAUGAAAAUAUCGAGAUUGAAGAAAGUGCUUCAAAGAAGCCUCCUAAAAUUCCUGUUAAGCCAGGGAUUAAUCAUAGAGAAAAGUAUACAAAUAAAGUAUCCCCUGAAAAGACACAUCGUCGGUCAAGCCAUCAAGAGAAGUUUUCUGAUACAAAGAGUCACUACUCAAAUAGAAGCACCUCAAAAAUAAAUAAAUCAAAAUCUCCUAUAAAGAACAGGAGUAGAUCACGUUAUUCCAGGAAUGGCUCAAAGCACAUGGUGACCCCUCCAAGAGGAAAGUUACAUCUUUCUGCAAACAAGCAGCGUGAAUUGAACUUAUCUGCAAGCAGAAGUGAUAACUACAAUAUCCUCACUGGACAAAAACGUAAUGAAACUAAGGAAGUACACAUAAAUUCAGAGUUUAGCUCUCCUAAAGCUGCCGGUGUCGUAAAAGAAAGAGAGGAAAGGAUCAAAACACCCAAUUAUGACAUCAGAAAAGCUCCAGGAAUGCAUAAAAAGAUUUUAAAAGAUCUAAAAGAUAACGACUGAAUGUGGCUAAAUCAUCUCUCCAGAGAAGAGCUUGUUAGGAAGGUCAGGGAAGAUAGGAUUGAUAAUAUGCAAGAUUACAUCUUGAGAAAUCCUCAGAAAUAUACUGAAAAUGUUACCUGCCAAGAAAUUUCUGAUAGUGAAAUGCAGAAAAAGGGGAUUCUAAAUGAGAUGAGUGGUGACCCCAUUCUUCAGGUUCAUUGUCUGAAGCAAAAGAAGAGAGAUAAACUAAAGAAAUAUUUGUACAGACAAAAUCCCAGGAAAGGAGGACAUGAGUACAACAAAUGGCUACUUCAAAAUUCAAAAGGAGCAUCUCUUACAAUGACUCCUGACAAGACCUUUGGUAGGGUUAUUCCUAUAGAUAAGGAACAGUAUCAUAGAGAUCUUGUGAACCAGAUCCAAAUGGAUAAAGUCCGGAAAGAAAGCGAAAAGACUUUAGGUUUUCAUGAAAGACAGAAGAAUCAACUAUGUUACGAAAGAAAAAUGAAGACUCUUGAAAAGAUCAUUAACACCUCUAGGGCUGACCGCAGGAAGAGGUACAUCAACCAGGUCUGCAAGAAGUCCUGAAAGAACCUCAAAUAAGCCUUGUGGACAUUUUGACUUGUGAAGUAUUGCUUGAUAAAGGAAUUAUUU
Molecule: messenger RNA, 1825 nt
Organism: Moneuplotes crassus
Lineage: Eukaryota; Ciliophora; Spirotrichea; Euplotida; Euplotidae
Source: the annotation of a GenBank genome assembly